UGUUGGCAACCUUGGCCCUCUCUUCUUGGGGGAGUGUUGUCUGUAUCGUUGACGUCCGGGGUUGUUUUAUCGAACCUAAGAAGAAACAUUUAUUUCUGAGACAUUUGCUCCACCCCCUGUAAUGUUCGCUCGCAUAGUACUACGUCAUUUCUCCGUCAUUCCUUAGCGGUCUCGUGUCCGUCGGAGACUCCACAGUAUCGGCACUGUAGCAUGACUGGAGCAUGAAGAGCAGCUGCCAUGGCAGAGGGCGGCAGAGAGCCUCGGCCACCGUGCCUCCCACCCAAGACCGCGGCCUUCAACCUGGGCGCACUGGACUUGGGAGGCGGAAGCUCGUCCACGUCCACAAUGUACUCCUUCACCCAAGACUCCUCCAUGCUGAGGCCACCUCCCCUCCCACCUCGUCGGAGCGUCUUCUCCGACAAGUGCAACGGAUCGGGGGACCUUACCUCCAUCCCUCCAGCUCCAACGUCAGCUGCGACUUGGACCAGUUCGGACCUUCUGAAGCUUCUGCGCGCCCCAUCGGGAAGUGACUCGCGGACAAGCAUCAAGUCCAUUGAUGCACUCUUCCUCGAAGACCAUUCCUGGAAACAACAGUCGUCGUCUGUCACCACUACCCGCACCGAGCAUUUCCAGCAACGGCAGCAAACCUGGGUCAGCACUCACCAGCAGAAUCACGUGUUUGUCGGCACUGAGAUGACCCACAGCAAUUCGGCGCCCAACUUCAAUGCCCUCUCGUCCAGUGCAGGCGUCUCCCCAGUCCAUGUACACAACCUCAACUCAGCACUGCCUUCAAAACUGGACAUUGAAAAGACAAUGUUCAGCGUGCUACGGAAGAGGCCGGACAGCAACCUCAUCGACCUGAGUGGAGAUGCAGAGUUGGCGAGGAAGAGAGAGAGUCUCCGCAAGUCUGGCGACUCUCUCGAUGACCUCUUAGACUUGUUUGACCCAUUACGUGAGUUCGAGCUUACCGUCGAGGUUGAAGAAAAAACGCACACUUCGCAGUCUGCGGCUGAGGCUUAUAGAAGCGAACAGACAGAGUGCAAGGCCAGUGCUGCUCCAUCAAGGCCACCACGGCACAGCCCUGUUUCUGCACAGAAAAGGGCUCAAGACAGUCCUCCUCAGGAAGCGGCCCAUUCUGUCGAAGCUCUCCGAAUGCAGAGACACAUACACCGGAUGGAACUCCUUGGCAGUCUGACAGUCGAGAGGCGAGAAGUUACCCAUGGCGACGACAUCGAGGCUUUCUGGGCGAAGGUGAAGCAGCUGAGAAGCGAGUUCACCUACGACGAUCAUCACACCAACGCAGGCCUCGUCAUCAGCCCGACCCUCGAAAACAAGUGGGAAAAGCAUCUGAGCAUCAAGCUGGAAGUCACAACGUCCAUCGCCGAUCGGCCAUUUUGCUUCACAUGCGACGUAGGUACGAGCAUAGAGCACAUCAUCAGCAACACCAUCUGCUCCCUGAGGGACGACCUCUCUGACAUCGCCUUGGAGAAUUACGUUUUGAAAGUGAAGGGCCUUGCGGAGUACCUCACACCAGAUUCAGUCUUGAAAGAGUAUGAGUAUGUUCAUCAGUGCUACAAGUUCAUGAAGCCGGUCUGUCUAACUCUGAUAGAUGUCCGCGACCUCAAGAAGCCCUGGAUGAGGACCCUGAGAGACGACAGCGAGUUUUUGGAGGUGAAGACGAAGGCCUUGCUCUCGCAGCCACCUGGACGAGUUUCCUUUGACUCUGUUUCAAUACUGAUGGAAACCUUCCGAAAGGAAGCCAAGAAGGUUCAGUCUUCGGCGUGUUCCGGGUGCUUGCAGCCUAAUGGUGCAAUCCAAGCUGUGAAGGCUAUUUGUGCCACACUCUCUCAGAUUGAAAUUCUCGAGAUUAUUCAUGCCAUUGAAGGACUGAAGCACAUCUGCAGUCAGGUCCCCGAGGCAGAUGGCUCGAAUGAUGACUUUGCUGCCUCUCAGGAAGCCGGCCGAGGUUCCGUCGUAACACGUGAGCGAGUGGCUGAAGUAGUGUUUUACUCCCUUUUGCAACUGCAGUCGGCACUUCGUACCCUUGUCACAAUUUACUGCCGCAGCUUCCGUGUUGACUUCUGUCUUCCACCAGGGGAAGACGGCCCAGUAAAGAAGCAACAGCGCCCUGUCACCACAUUUCACGACACCUUUCUUUUCAAUGCGGGAAGUGUCCAUCAACUUAGGCCCCAGUGGGUCGCCGAGUAUGACCAGUUCCUACUUUCCUGUGAGCUUCGUUAUGGCUCGCGCGUCAUGUCGGUGGGCGAGACUAAGAAGGUGAAGGCAAGUCGCAACUUGUUUGAGCUGAUUGUCUUCGACGAGUGGCUUGAAAUGAAGGUGUUUAUGAGGAACCUUCCUCGGGAAGCGACCCUCUACAUGGCACUCUACGGCAUCAAGCCCUCUCAGGAAAACAAGUCUGCGGAGCCUCAGGCAUUGGACCGUGUCCUUUUGGCCUGGACUAGUCAGGCACUCUUCAGCAGCCGACUCGAGCUGAUCCAAGGGAGCCUCUUUCUGGGCUUCUGGUCAUCGGAGGUUGACGAGCAGAGUGGCCCUGCCCAAAGCAACGAUGCCUUUUCCUGUCCCAUCCUCCGCGUUCAGUUCCCAGAGUUUGAGUCUGAUGUCAUCUUUCCGCAAGUGGCCAGGGAUGACAUCGUUACUUGCAGGGCCAGCACAUACCCUCUGGACAGCGUCAUGAUUCAAGAAAUCUCCGACAUCCUCGAGAAGGAUCCUCUCUCUGUGCCGACUACCGAGGAUAGGAAAUUCUUCUGGGACCACCGUCACUAUACUCUUGAAAUUCCUCACCUGCUUCCCAAGGUUCUUCUCUCGGCCCACAGCUGGAGUUGGCCUUUCCUCCCGGACAUCUACUUUCUGCUGACCGAGUGGAGGCCAGCGUCCCCCAUCAAUGCACUCACACUGCUGCUUCCUCUCUUCCCCGACACCCAAGUACGACAGACUGCGGUGAAGUGGAUCAAGAACAUCGGCAGCGAUGAGUUGUGCGACCACCUCCCGCAGUUGAUUCAAGCACUCCGGUUCGAGACGUGGGAAGAUGCACCCAUCACCUGGUUUCUCCUGGAACGUUCUCUAACCAGUGUUCGUGUUGCCCACCAGAUGUUCUGGCUGCUCAAGCAGAACAUGGAAAACCCUCUGACGCUCAAGAGAAUGAAGCUCAUCGUUCAGACACUCCUGGUCAUUGUUGGAAAGUCCUUUAGGGAGAUCAUUGAGAAGCAGGAAGAACACCUGAAUCAGCUAUGCAUCAUCGCAGAAGGGGUGAAGGAGACGAGGGAGUCUCUGCGGUUGGACAAGCUUCUUCAAGAGAUGGAGACCAUUCACAACAUGAUGGAAGAGAGUCCAUCAUGCCUUCCUCUGAAUCCAGCCAUGGAAGUGUGUGGUGUCGAUGUCAAGUCCUGCUCAUACUUUACCUCCAACACCCUUCCAUUGAAGGUUGUCUACAGAAGCACCGAGCCUGGAGCAAAGCCGAUCGAAGUUAUCUACAAGGUAGGGGACGACCUUCGCCAAGACAUGCUUACUCUUCAGAUGAUUCGUAUCAUGGACAAGUUCUGGCUGAAGGAAGGGCUCGACCUCAAAAUUAUUACGUUCACGUGUGUCGCCACUGGAAACAGGAAGGGUAUGGUAGAGAUGGUCACAGAAGCCGAGACGCUGAGGAGAAUCCAAACCGAACACGGUCUCACGGGCUCUUUCAAAGACCGCCCCAUUGCGGAGUGGCUGCAGCGACACAACACUUCGGAACUGGAGUAUCAACAGGCGGUAGAAAACUUCACCUACUCAUGUGCCGGUUACUGCGUCGCCACCUACAUCCUCGGCAUCUGCGAUCGGCACAACGACAAUAUCAUGCUGAAAACCUCCGGACACAUGUUUCACAUUGACUUUGGAAAGUUCCUCGGUGAUUCACAGAUGUUUGUCAACUUCAAGCGUGACAGGGCCCCAUUCGUACUUACUUCCGACAUGGUGUACGUGAUCAACGGAGGCGAGAAACCCAGCAAGAAGUUUCAGGUGUUCAUCGACCUGUGUUGUCAGGCAUUCAACAUUGUUCGUCGUAACAGCAACAUAUUUAUGACCCUCUUCGAGCUGAUGGUGACUUCAGGUGUUCCCGGAGUAAGCACCGACGCCGUAAACUUUGUGCAAAAGUCGCUCCUCCUGGGCAGUUCGGAAGGUGAGGCCACUGCUCAUUUUACACGGCUCAUUGAGGAGAGCCUUCGGUCGCGCUUCACCCAGCUCAACUUCUUCAUCCACAACAUCGCCCAGCUUCGCUUCACCGGUGACCACAACGAUGGACUCCUGCUCUCUUUCGUGCCCCGCACGUUCACCAAGGAGUCCGAUGGGAGGAUCGUGUCCCUGACAGUCACCGGCUGCCACAAACGCUACGAACCCGAGAAGCAUUACACUUACUCCGUAAAGAUCACGCGGGAGUCCCAGACAUCCUCCAUUCAUGUCUUCCGGACAUACGCGGAGUUCCUCGAGCUCUACCAGAAGCUGGUGAGAAUGUUCCCCCUUGCCAAGUUCUAUCCACUGUCCAAGGGGUCCUUCGUAGGACGCAGCAACACGCGUGAGGUGGCCGAACGUCGGAAGCAAGACGUCGAGGCCUUCCUCUUGUCCUUGAAGAAGAUGGCCGAAGAGGUGUCACACUGCAGUCUCAUCUACACCUUCUUCCACCCGCUCCUGAGGGACCAAGAAGGGAUGGCGGAGGACGAGACGCUCACCGACAACUUGUGCCAGUUUAGCAAGCGGGUCAACCUGUCGCAGGGGAUUGUGGGUCGCAUCAAGCUGUCCAUCGUCUACAAGGCCGGCAGCCUGUCCGUCAUGGUGAUGCACGCCGAGAACCUUUCGUGCGAGCGCAAGUCGUCACCCGACCCGUACGUCAAGACGUACCUUCUGCCAGACUGGGACAAGUCGACCAAGAAGAAGACGAAAGUGGUCUUCAAGAACAGUCACCCCAGCUUCAUGGAGCUGUUGGUGUACAACUUUCCGCUGGCUGUCGUGCGUAGCAGGAUGCUUGAGGUGUCGGCGUGGGACCACGACAGGGUCCAGGAGAACGAGUUCCUUGGCGCAGCCAUCAUUGAACUGUCCAGGAUGGAUCUGUCCACAGAGACCACUCACUGGUAUCAUCUGAACAAUGUUCGCUACCGGUGGCAGUGACGUAGCAGUGAUGUGUUUGUGUGUGUGAAUGGACAAAGCGAUGCCAAUUUUUUGGGCGUGUGUGCGAGUUGUUAUUGUAUGUCUAAGUUGUGCGAGAUUGCAAGUCUCAGCUCUUGUGGUAUGUGUAUUCGGGGGGAUGUAGUGCGAGAGUGCUCCCAUGUUUCUUGCAUGUGGAGACUGUUGAUAGAAGGAAGUGUACAGUCUAGGACGCUUAGUAUAAUCAUACAUCAUUCUUUCUUAACUUUUAAUGUUUAAUGAGAGAAAGUGGCAGUUAGAAUUUGUUCAGCAUACUCAUUUUCUAUCUGAGCACAACCAUCAGAAAGUGCAGCAGUCUCUUUUUAUCGUGCGGAACUAUACCUUGAAAUAUUUAUUCACGUACACGCGGCCGGCAGUCAUAUAUUUUCCCAGAUGUUGAGACUCUAUCGACAUGUUUAAAUGUCUUAAUUUAGUUUUCUUGUUUGUUUUUAUUGCUUUUUUGUUUUGUUCUUUCUAGAAUAUAGAUGUACUCUAUUUUUGUACCAAUCAGCGUUCACUUUCUUUCUCUUAAUGUUUUCCCUACUUGCUGUCUGUUUACAGUGUCACUCGCAAACAUUGGGUAGCUUUUCUGUAAAUAUUUUCCCGUCUUUAUGCCAUUUAAAAAUGGAUCCCUUAAGGCAACUUUGUUUGACAAGUGUCUGUUUUUCAAUUUUCUGGAAGUUUGAUAUAGCUAUUUUUUUAGAUUGCUUCAAUAUACGUAUUACCUCUUAUUUAUGGCAGCCUCGCUCGCUUCUAUAAAUUUGUUUUGCCUUUUAGUUGAUGCUUUUUGACACUAUAAGGCACCAGACUGGAAGAAAAAAAAUGUCGCAGCCGUAAAUGUAGUAUGGCAAUUCUUGUCAUGCAUAAAAAAUGUGUCUGGUUGUAUAAAUGUUUAAUAUACACAGUUAUUUCUUUAAUUAAAUCUUACUAAGCUUUGUUGUGAUCUAAUUCUAUUUUCUGUGUUUGAUUGCUCUGUCUGCUCAAAUACAUAGAAGAUAUGCAGAACUGUGGCCUGUGCAGCCACAAAACUUGGCCUAUACAUUGUUUUAGUCCAGUUUUCUAGAAAACUAUAGGCCAGAGGUGUUUUCAGUGUGUGUUAGGAUUGGGUGAAUUAGAGCCUGCUGGGUGCCAAGUGCCUUUUCAUAAUAACCCUGGGGCCAAUGUAGGACUUGAUUACUCAUGUCGCUCUCUUUCAUGCAUUCAAUAUGUUUCUAAACGUCUUUUGUAAAGCUCGAUAUCUAAAAAUAAACUUUGUGGUACUACUAGGA
This is a messenger RNA of Ixodes scapularis (black-legged tick), 6437 nucleotides long. RefSeq names its product phosphatidylinositol 4-phosphate 3-kinase C2 domain-containing subunit alpha. Lineage: Eukaryota; Metazoa; Arthropoda; Arachnida; Ixodida; Ixodidae. Gene Ontology annotation, biological process: phosphatidylinositol 3-kinase/protein kinase B signal transduction; cell migration; phosphatidylinositol-3-phosphate biosynthetic process. Gene Ontology annotation, molecular function: phosphatidylinositol binding; 1-phosphatidylinositol-4-phosphate 3-kinase activity; 1-phosphatidylinositol-3-kinase activity. Bases 238 to 5154 code for a protein of 1638 amino acids. Gene Ontology annotation, cellular component: cytoplasm; phosphatidylinositol 3-kinase complex; plasma membrane. The record is from RefSeq and is a predicted model, not a curated record. The transcript has 3 exons.